AUGGCGUCUUUCCGUUUCUGCGCCGAAUGCAACAAUAUGUUGUAUCCGAGAGAGGACAAGGAUAAUGCACGGCUUCUCUACUCGUGUCGAAACUGCGACUACACAGAGCUAGCCGAAAACCCCAAGGUAUACCGACAUGAACUUAUAACGAAUAUUGGAGAGACCGCUGGAGUUGUGCAAGAUAUUGGGUCGGACCCAACGUUACCCAGAUCCAACAAGAUCUGCCCACAUUGUGGGAACCACGACUGUGUUUUCUUCCAGUCGCAACAGAAGAGAAAGGAUACAUCGAUGAUUUUGUUUUACGUGUGCUUAGAGUGCAAAAAAGUGUUCCGUGCAUAG
Messenger RNA from Clavispora lusitaniae ATCC 42720, 339 nucleotides. RefSeq names its product DNA-directed RNA polymerase II core subunit (gene RPB9). The record is from RefSeq and is a predicted model, not a curated record. Gene Ontology annotation, molecular function: DNA-directed RNA polymerase activity; nucleic acid binding; zinc ion binding. NCBI's taxonomy places the organism in Eukaryota, Fungi, Ascomycota, Pichiomycetes, Serinales, Metschnikowiaceae. Gene Ontology annotation, biological process: transcription initiation at RNA polymerase II promoter; DNA-templated transcription; maintenance of transcriptional fidelity during transcription elongation by RNA polymerase II. Gene Ontology annotation, cellular component: RNA polymerase II, core complex.